CCAAGCGUCCAUUGGUGAGCUCAGGGCGAGCCAUGAUCCGCUCCACACCCAACAAAACGCCCAAAUUUCGGUGCCUCUACUUUCGUGUAAAAUAGGAGUCUCCCUAAUCAAGUCCCAGUUUCAACUUUCCACUCUUUCUUUUUCACUUUUCCCUGAUGAACUUUGAUUUCUCUUUCCAUGGCCCAUUUAGAAAUUCUGCCACUUCAAGGGCCACAAUAAUGGCAAUCCAUUUCCCUUUAGAACCCACUUCUUAGUUCUUGCUCUACACGCGUCCCAGUUUUCAGAAGCUCUCACAGCCUGCUCGAAGAAAAUGGGCUCUGGAAAUGCCCUCACUGUGGUGGCCAAGAAUUUUGAUGUCUUUGCUGGGCCCCUGGUUGCUCUCGUUUAUCCUCUGUACGCCUCAAUUAAGGCUAUAGAGACCAAGUCUCGAACCGAUGAUCAGCAAUGGCUUACCUACUGGGUCCUGUAUUCUUUGAUCACACUGUUUGAGCUUACAUUUGCCAAAGUCCUUGAAUGGUUCCCGAUUUGGCCUUAUGUUAAGCUGAUCGCUACAUGCUGGUUGGUGCUACCUCAAUUCAACGGAGCAGCGUAUGUUUAUGGGAACUUUGUUAGACCUUUCUACCAGAAUCCACAAACUGCUAACAUCUGGUAUAUACCCCGGAAAAAGAACAUUUUCCGGAAGCCAGAUGAUGUUCUAUCUGUAGCAGAGAAAUACAUAGAGGAGAAUGGAACUGAAGCGUUUGAAAAGCUCAUAACCAAGAUGACUUGGUGUCUUAAAUGCAGGCUAAUAAAAUGCAGGCUAAUAGAGAGUCAAGAGCCAGGAGGAGUAACUACAUGGUGUUUGAAGAUGACUACACAUAUUGAGAUGUUAUCCUACAAUGAGUUGUCCCUUUCACUUGCUGUCUAUUCCUUUCCCCACAUCGAUGUGAGUGUUGAGAUGCUGUGUACUAUUUCAUGUUUUGGUGUCAAAGUAUAGAUUCAGUUGCCCCCUUGUUCCUACUGCGACGCUCUCUCGACGGAAGUGGUUUUGGUUUUGGUGAUUGUUUGGAGAACUCAAUCUCUUCUCUUAGUUCAUGUUAUUUGUUUUCAGCUUUGCCCAAAUCACUGCUUUUUUUAGCUCUUUCUCUGAGCCCCCUUUCCAAACUAUUAUUUCUUCUUGUC
Molecule: messenger RNA, 1161 nt
Organism: Diospyros lotus (date-plum)
Lineage: Eukaryota; Viridiplantae; Streptophyta; Magnoliopsida; Ericales; Ebenaceae
Product: HVA22-like protein a
Exons: 5
Coding region: 311-976 (221 amino acids)
Source: RefSeq, a predicted model, not a curated record